AUGUCCUCCCCGGCGCCAUUACAGAAACCCCUACUUGGGUCCGCUCCCGUAGCAUGCGCGGCAUGUCGGCGGCUGAAGAUGAGGUGCGUGGGAGCUGAGAACCCACCAUGCGCCAGAUGUCUCAGAACCGGCAGGAGAUGCGUGGUGAGUCCAUCGAGAAGAGGCCAAACGCAGGCCAAUUCACUGCGCAAGAGGCUGCCGCCCGUAUCAUCCUCGGUCGGCGAGGUUCCAGACAUCCAGACCGCCACAGGUUCUUAUGGAAGUAUUUCGAUGACGUCUCCAUGGCUGGCUCCACCGGAGCUGCCCAGGCUUCCGAGUCGCCCGAGUCCUACUCAUAGGUCGGAUGCACAUGAUUCUCCUGCUAGCAUUUCCCGAACGGAAGAUGUUUCUACCCCGAGCCUUCCAUCAGUAUAUUCAUUAUCUCCUCUUGAUGUUCUAGGCUCUGUGGCAGCACAGGAUGUACUUUCUGGCUCCCAGCAUCAACAUCAGCAGGAGCCAAGGGAUCAUCGGGUUGGGAAUUCUAGGUCUGCCGAAAUCCCAGAGAAUGUUUUGGUCGAGUAUAUUGAGUUCUUCCGGGAAAAGAUCUUGUACUGUGUACCUGUCAUCGACGAUGCAGACCUCAGAGAUGAGCGCUAUGUCAUUAUGUAUAAGCGACCCCUGGCUUAUUGUGCAAGUUUUGUUGCUUCCCAAUUCAUUCCUGGAAGUGCAAAUGUACGACGACAGCUUCUCGCCCACAUUUCAGAGUUCAUCGAAACCAUUAGCGGCCCUUUGACGCACAAUGAAGACGCAAUCUGGACGCAACUGCAGGCUCUAGCCGUUCUCUACGCAUACCGCCCAGCUGGAGACGUGUUUCCACUCCCUGGAGCGCCUGAAAACCCCAGCUUCCUCGAUCACUGGACCCUGAAAUAUUCUAUCGAGGCUUUCGCCUUAAGGGCGGGACUACACCGCUCGAUCGAUAGAGUCAGGGUUUUACUACGGAGUGAUUCGUCAGAUAUAUCAAAGUCAUCGGCCUUUUCUAUGUACGUGUACUGGCUGUGGCUUGUGACAAUGUCCCAUCACUUCUCCCUGAUGACUCGGACACCUCCGACCCUGCGGGAGGACAGUACCAUCACUCUAGCGGUUGAUUUGUUAAGAGACAUACCGCGACCAUCGCGAGUGACUCGUGUUCUUGCCGAAAUUGACCUGUAUACUCUCUGGCAACAAGCUGGCCGAAGCGCUCCCGGUCUUGCUGAGUGGUGGUGUACAUCUUCAGACUCAAUGAACGUCGAGGGAAUUGUUGCCGUUCUGGAAGACUUGGAAGGGGCUCUGGAAGUAUGGAGCCAAAGAUGGGGUCUUCGUGGAGAGUCCAAUGUAACCAUAACAAAUGUCGACAUAUCAAAGAACGGGGCCGUGAAUUUCCACUUCGAAAGCACUCGCUUCUGCAUCAGCUCAUUUGGCACACGGUACAUUCUGGAGAAGACCCGAUCUGCAUUCGAUCAGGAAUUCGCGUCUCGUUCCGCCCUGAGCCACUUGGCCCGAAAGUCCGUUCUGAAAUCCGUCCAGGCAGCGCAUGCUUGUUCACGAUGUCUGGUGGAUAUUUCGCCACUACGGCGGGAAAAUAUCCGCUACAUGGCUGAAUUUGGGUACGCCCUCGUCGCUUUCUGCUGCCUCUACCUCAUCCAGGCGUACGAAUUCUUCGGAGAGGCCUUGCCGAUGUCGAAAAGUUAUAUGGUUUCUGUGGAAGAAGUCGCCACUUUCAUGACAGAAAUGGCUGUUGCCAAUAAUACCGCUCCGCGAAUUUACGGUAACUUGGUUCUACGGCAGCUGAAACGGGUUCUUGAAGGACCGCCAGAUGGCUACGAGGAUUCCCAAUCUUGGACUGAGAAGGAGAACGAGGCAAUGGGAGAGCCCGCACAUCUAUCAAUGGACCAGACUGCACCAAUCUCUGAUGUUGAUCUCAUUGACGGUGGACCAUCUGGUCAUCAUCUCACCCACGACGAGGCAGGAUUGCAGUUCCUGACGAAUUCAACUUCUGCCACGAGCCCACCACUCUUCUCCAUAUUCGAACCUAGCUGGGGUCCUCUUUUGAAGUAA
This is a messenger RNA of Exophiala aquamarina CBS 119918, 2073 nucleotides long. RefSeq lists its product as uncharacterized. Lineage: Eukaryota; Fungi; Ascomycota; Eurotiomycetes; Chaetothyriales; Herpotrichiellaceae. Bases 1 to 2073 code for a protein of 690 amino acids. The record is from RefSeq and is a predicted model, not a curated record. Gene Ontology annotation, biological process: regulation of DNA-templated transcription. Gene Ontology annotation, molecular function: transcription cis-regulatory region binding; zinc ion binding; DNA-binding transcription factor activity, RNA polymerase II-specific. The transcript has 3 exons. Gene Ontology annotation, cellular component: nucleus.